This is a messenger RNA of Neurospora tetrasperma FGSC 2508, 1577 nucleotides long. RefSeq lists its product as uncharacterized. Bases 1 to 1350 code for a protein of 449 amino acids. The transcript is spliced from 3 exons. Lineage: Eukaryota; Fungi; Ascomycota; Sordariomycetes; Sordariales; Sordariaceae. The record is from RefSeq and is a predicted model, not a curated record.
AUGUCUAGUAUAUCCCAGUUCUUCAUGUACUCUCCACGCAGUACCUCUCCAUUGCCACAGACCGAGUCUAAGCCUCGGCAGGUUUGGACGCCAGAGGAGGAUAGGUUGCUUGCUGAAGCCGUGACGAAGGGCAAGAAGAGCUCCAUGGACCCUAAAACACCAGCCAGCGGUUCCAUCAACUGGUGCAAAGUCGCCUCCCACCUCUCCCGACGGAACAACAAAGACUGCCGAAAACGUUGGCACUACAACGUAGCCCAUAACAUUCGCAAGGGCACCUGGACCAGAGAGGAAGACCAAAGGCUGCGCGAGGCCUUUGACAGUCACGGCCCGCGCUGGAGCAAGGUUGCUCAGGUGGUGGGUUCACGCAACGGAGACCAGUGUUGGAAGCGCUGGUAUGAUUGUCUUGACCCCAAGAUUGAUAGAAGUCCGUGGACGCCGGAAGAGGAUAUCCUUCUUCUCCAAAUCGUUUCCCAACGAGGGCGCAACUGGACCGAGAUCGUCAACACUCACUUUCCCAACCGCACCUCUCUAGCCGCCAAAAACCGUUAUAGUAUUCUCCGUCGCAGACAGAAAUCUGCUUCUUCUUCUUCUGCUUCAUCCCCUUCCUCCUCUCGCUCCAGGUCUUCAACACCCAACAUCAUCAGACCUAGAACCAAGAGGGCCACUACCACCACCACCACCACCACAACAACAACACCAACAAAAGCGAUUCCGAGCCCUAUGUCGAUGACAAGUAAACCACGAUACCUAUCCCCUACACCACCCACCUCAAGCCAACUUACCCCCGAGCUCGGACAAUGCUUCACUCGCUCUCCACUUUCGCUAUCAGACAUCGAGUCUACUUCCACCCAAGGGUCCGGCCUUGGGUUUCUCCUUCCACCAUCAGCACUGUCAACGGGGACGUCCUCAUUCCCGACGACGACGACGACGACGACGACGGCUGCGGCGGCGGCGGAUGCCGCUAAUUUCGAGUUAUUUUCUUUCGGAAACAACGGCUACAAUUGUUCGGGAGACAUGGACUGUGCUUGGGGUUCUUGCGCUGCUGAUCUCAUGGUACCAUCAGCGGGACCUAUGAGUAUGAGUUAUGCUUCUACUUCUACUUCCUCACCUUCCCCUUCGCCAUCCAUGUCGUCGUCAUUCUCGUCGUCGUCACCCUCGCCACAAUCGUUGUCGCUGAACGGCAUCUACAUGCCUGUGGUCAAUCAGGGCUUGGUCUUCAACUUCUCAAAUGUCCCGGCAACGCAAGCACAACAGCAACAACAGUUUGAGUUCAUCGUUCAGACCCCCACUCCGAUAGGAACAGGAGCCCCGGUAGAGUAUGCGAGUUGGUGCGAUCAUUCGAGAUUGUGAUAAUGGAGUAUUUUCUUUAUCUGCGUCGAGUAACGGAGUCUUUGGGGGGUUGGAUGGCGUUGAACAGGGAUUGAUGGCGGGUUUUGCGAUUUGCUUCUUUUAUUGUUUGAUGUAGACCAUCAUCACCCAGCACAAUCGGCGUCGGGGAUCAUAUAAACGAGGAACGCAACAAUCUCGUGUAAUGUCUGCGUAUUGGAUACAUGGAAGUCUAUCAAAAGAACUUGAUU